GGGGUGCUUGUCUAGUAUUGCUCUGCCAUCCACCCAGACAUUUCCAAAGACGGCUGGUUCUGUCCCUGCCAACUGGUCACAUUAAGUUUUAGUGGAGAUGGAUGUUAUUGGCUUAGUUUGCCUGGUUCUGGAUGUGUCUCCCUGCCUGGUGUUUACUUGGUAAGUGCAAGGUUCCGGGUAACCACCCCCUGCCCCAGCACCACACCAUCCCAAAAGGUAAUCUUUAUUCCACUGAAAAUUGGAUGGCUAAGAUAAGAAAUACUAUCCCUUGAUGUAGUGUUUGCCACACCAUUCAUGGAAACAAUAUUUAUUGAGUACUUACUAUGUGCUGCUGCGUCCUGGGAAUUAAUGUUGACCACUAGGGCUUCUCAGCGUUUUCACAUUUUGAAAGAAUUUUACUACCCCUGUAUCAUCUGUGUAUUUUAAAUCGUUGCCGUUACCCUUCCCAACAGACUCCUUGUAAAUGCAGUUCUUUGUGUUAGAGAACAUUACAUGUCUGGAGUCUUUUUAUUCCUAGGAAUGAAUUAGAACUGUGCAACUCAGUACCUGACACGCCCAGGAUGAUGCUUCGUCAAAGAGAUUUUAAGGAUGGCCAUUGUACUUAUUUUUAGGACAGAGCUCCAAGCAGCUCGUGGAUCGAAUCAGCGAGUAGCUGUCAGAGCUGCAAGAGCAGAGCUCUUUUCACGUCCUGUCAAGCAGCCAGCCCGUUUUACUUCACUGUGCAAGUCUCACAUUAUAAGAACAUUCAGUAAUAUCACCUUACAUAGCUAAAAGACAGAAGCUUAUCCACGUGUGCAUGUUGCGAAUGUUCUUUGCAUAUUUCUAGACCUUGUUACAGCUGUGAAUUGGUGCUUGCAAUAGGAAAUUGCUCCUUAGCAAAUGUCCCCUCCCACUCGGCCCUGGAGAGGGCCGGCAGAUAAACGAUUGCACAGUUGGGUUUGCAAGCAGAAGCCAGGGUAGCCUGUGGACUUGCUGUUUUAAAGUUACUGAGCUGAGGCUCUGUAGCCCAGGCUACCCUCCCUCACAGUCACACUCCAGAGUGCUGGGAUUAUUGGAGUACCACACUUCCAUGGCUAGCAAAUAUCUAUUUUUGACCUCUGCUAGGUCAUAGAGCCUUCUGGAAAGGACUGAGAGAGUAGAAUUGCUACAGAGUGCUUGAGAGAGAUCCAAACCAGCUUUCAGGAUACAGAGUCAGCAGAUGCACGGCUACAGAGUCCAGGCCCAGUCUGUCUGUCAGAGCUUUCCAGUAUUGACAAUGAUUGGCUCAUCUGGAGACAGGAAGCCGUUCCAGCUCUACUGACUGAUUUUUUUUUAAUUGGCCAAAGGUUUCACUCAGUUCUGAGCAUGCUCCAUCAGUUUCGCAUCUGUAGUAUAAAAUGUCCAGACCGCCAGCUGGGUAUGAUUACAUUCAUGUGUAAGCUCAUUGCCCAGGGGCUGGAGGCAGGAGAGCUGCAUUCGACACCGUCCUGUUUUAUAGCGUGGCUGUCUCAACACAGAGUUUUAUUUUGUUAAAGGUUGUACUGACUCAGAUCAAAGACUGGGACAGUCCUGUUGGUUUGUCCCUCUGACAAGGGUAGCCAGGAAUCCAUGUCAGAGUGACAGAUCACAUCUCAAGAUUGGAGACAGAGAGAGAUUUGGUAAGGUCACAUGGUCCCCAUCAAAGACAUUCCCCAAGUGAACUAAGGACCUUCCUCUGGGGUCUCCCCAAGAGAGUCCAUGGCACCUCCUAAUACUUUCACCCUAAGGACUGAACUUUAAUCUUGAACUUUGGAAGACAUCGACCAUCCAAACUAGCACUGGUGAGACAUACACUCCAGCAGACACUCUGUCCUGCCCCCAUGUUUAUGCCCCAUUACAAAGUAAAGGAUCUUUCUAAGUCCCACAGGUUCUGUACGUUAAAGGUAGGAUCCCGAGCCUGAAGAGUGCUUCCUUCCCAUGCUGUGUGCGGUCUCAGGGACUGUAUGAACCCUGUUUCGAGGGGGAGAGACAGGAGGAUGAAAAGUUUAAGGUAAUCAUCAGAUACGUGCUUGGCUACAUGGAACUCUGUAUCAAAGCAAAACAAAACACAGAAUAAUUUGGGGGAAAUUUUUAACAUCUUAACCAGAUGAUUAUGAAAAGGACGAAAUGCUGCUGUCAUUUGCGAAUCUUGGCCUUGUCCUGCCACCUGGUGGUGAUUCUUGGUAAAGAACAUGCUGGGCUGGGCAUGACCCUAAAAAUUAUUCCUUCAAAAGAAGGAAUGCUAUUCAGAAGCUGAGUGUGCUCACACGAUCUGUAACCCUAGCACUUAGGAUACAGAGGCAGAAGGAUUUGAGUUCAAGACAAGCCUGAGCUAUGUAGUAAGUUCUGUAUCAAAAAGAUGCACAUUCGCCCGCACGCAGAGUUCAAACCCUAGUAACCCAGUGUAGUGUUACUCUGUGGUAGAGUUCUUGCCUAGUGCUUCCCAAGCUGUGAAUUCCAUCCUUGCAUUUGGAAGAUAAAGGCUAUUUGGAAGUUUUCUGUUAAUAGUGUUCCUUAUUUUCUAGAAAGGUGCAGGAGUCAUAGUUUAAAAUUAUUACAGGAUUUCUAAAAAGGAUAUUGUCUGUAAUAUAGAGUUAUUGGCUUUAAGUAAUGAGCACCAGCGGUGAGCCUAUCCCAGACACUGAGGUGACUCUUUUGUAAACGCUUCUAGUUUGGUGGGACUCUGGCUCUGCUCCUCAGAGAACAUCAGUUAGGGAUCUGGGCAAACUAGGAAGUUUUGAACUUCUAGCAUCUCAGUUGUCCCUAGAGUAGAGACACUUGAGUUAAACACUAUGUUUAUCUAGCAUCUUAACAUUUUCAAAAUUAUUGUUUGUGUUUUGUUUGUCUGUGUUUGUUUGUGUACCAUGUAUGUGCCUGGUAUGAGAGGAAUUAGAAGAGAAUGUUAGAUCUGUCUCCUGGAGCUGGAGUGAUACACGGUUGUGAGUUGCCGUAAGGUGCUAGGACUCUAACUGGGGUCCCCUGGUCCUCUGCAUGGCAGUGCUCGUAACUACUGAGCCAUCUCUCCAGCCUCUAGUCCUCAACUCUUUCUAUAUGUAACACUGCAUUGUAGUUUUACAAGCAGUUGAAAACGUCUUUGAAUAAUUAGAUUGCUCUCACGUUAACUUUAUUAUAAGACAGAAUCUUGUUCAUCAUGGGCUGCCCUUGAACUCACCAUAAAACCUUGACCUUCUGACCCUCCUGCCUCCACCUCCCAUGGGCUGAGAUGACAGGUGUGGACCUCUGUGCCUGUCUAUGUAGUACCAGCGAUCAAACCAUUCAUACAAGGUGUCUUAGGGUCUUAUUGUUGUGAAUAGACCCCAUGACCAAUGUAAGUUUUAUAAAGGACAACAUUUAGUCGGGGCUGGCUUACAGGUUCAGAGGUUCAGUCCAUUAUCAUCAAGGCAGGAGCAUGGCAGCAUCCAGGCAGGCCUAGUGCAGGAGGAGCUGAGUUCUACAUCUUCGCCCAAAGGAAGCCAGUAACAGACUGAUUAUCCCCAGGCAGCUAGGAGGAGCAUCUCUAAGCCCACCCCCACAGUGACACACUUCCUCCAACAAAGCCACACCUUCAAAUAGUGCCACUCCCUGGCCAAGCAUAUGCAAACCAUCACACAAGGCAAGCAUUCUGCUGCGUCCACCCCAGUUCUUCUAGGAGUUGGGUCCCAGGAUGUCCUUACAGUGGUGUGUUCUGUUCCGGGAUGGCACCAAGCCCAGCAUGUUUUGAAUCUACCAGGUGCAAGAGAAUGAAGUCGGGUAAAGCCCGGUAAGGCAUACACGUGACACCAAGAUGUAUAUCUGGUAUGGAGUAAGUUCCACAAAAGACAGGAGGAAUGUAUAAAGAAGAGUUGUGGCUCUCAGCCACUUGUGCUCACAGGUCCUGAGGAAGAGUGCUUCCCUCCCAUGCUGAGGACUGUAUAAACUCAGUAUGGUGUUACCUGUUCUGCAAUCUCACCCCUCUCUGCCAGAAUCACAGAGGUUUAAGGUAGUCCUGAGUUUACAUAAACUAAGACCACACUUGAGGGGAAGGAGGCGGGUUCUGAGAGGUGUAGUAGCCAAGCCGGGUCAUGUAGAUCCAUGAUAUUGCAAAGAACACGGAGUAGUGUCGUUUGGUUUAGUGUACAGCAAUCCAGGUUAAGAUGCAAUAGUUAUGGUCAGGUCAACCAUACUCUCUGUCUCUGAGCAGAGAAUCCGUGUUACCUGGUGAACACCAAAGAGCCAGGAAUGUGACAGAGAGACAAGCCAGGCUCAGCACUCUGGAGAAGACAUUCAGAAGGAAAGGUGCCAGUUAAUAUCAAAAAGCCUGCAGGUGAUAGGACAAGGCCACAGUGGACAGGAGCUGAAGACUAAGCCCGAGUGAAUAAAAUUCCAGAAGGUGAAGAACCCCAGAGCUAGUCAUACAGCCAGGCUGUGAACAGCUAAUGUGUGCCAGAUGAUGUGGGGCCAUUGUUCACUACAAAGCCACCACUAUGCUCAAAAUGAGGAUGAGGUGCCAGCUGUUAACGAUAGUGACAUUUGUAAAGCUAGGCUAUAAAGAUCACCGAAUUUGAGGUCAGCCUGGACUACUGAGCAAGGCUCUAACUUGGGACUAACCAGUCCCUUACACAGGCUGCUGUGAGGUUAGCCUGGGCUGACCAGUCCCUCCACACAGACUGGUGUGCAGGUAAGCAAAGUAUCACAGUAUAUCACUGUGUCUGUCAGAGACUUGCUUGCACGUGAGGAUGCCAGGGGACUAAACUACUAUGCUGGGGGAGCUGCAGAUGGCUACCUAACUUUUGUGCAGCUGUUUGAGUGGAGAGACAGUAGGUCUAGAUGCAUUUGAGAAGGACCUGGCUUGGAGCUGUGGACUUGGACUUCACCCGGUAGGCAUCGAGGGAGAGAAUGAGCAGGUGUAAGGGGGGACCUGUGGAGUCAGAGUUGACUGGUUCAGCCUUGUGGAGGAGCUGUCACGCCCCUGAGUCUAUUCCACAGGUCAUGAGACCUGCACGUAGGGGAGGAGGGCAUGGACUGCAAAGUCCUUUAGCCUUUCUAUGUUCAGUGAGUCAUUGAGAAUAUUUCUGGGACAGGAUCAGUGGUGCUAUUGCCACAUGAGAAGCACUUUGCCUUUGGAUGCCACCAUUAAACAAGUCACAAACUUCGUGGCCUGGGAUGCAAAAGGAAGGGCUUCUUCUUUGGCUCUGUAAGAACCCUGCUGCUAAAAUAGAGUGCCCCUCCCGCUCAGAGCCGUGGAGUCAUCCAGCAGGGAAACAGUUAAUUUGGGCCAGUUUUCAGCUUGAGUGAAUGACUCCAGGGCCUUCUGAUGCUGCUGCCUCUGUGCUGUUCAGUGGACGUCCAGGAAACCCUGGCACAGUUUAGGCACUUGGCAAGUCCUGAGGUGUUGCUUCUGGGAGGUUUUGAUGGCUUAGACAUUAUGUCACACAGCCAUCCCUACAGCCAGGAAGAUGAUGUUACAUCUACACAAAUGUAGCUGGGCAUGUGUAUGAAGCUUGGGUUCAAUCCCCAGCACCCAUAAACCAGGCCUGGAGGUGCAUGCCUGUGGUUCCAUCACAUGGGAGGUGAUCUGCUACUACAUGGUGAGUUCACGACCAUCCUGAACUAUAUAAGACCCCAUAAGGAGAAGGCAGGUAGGCUGGUUGGCUGUUGAGACCGCUCAGCAGGUACAGGCACAUGUCACCAAGCCUGACAGCCUGGGUUCUAACCCCCCCCCCCCCAACCCUCAUGGUGGAAGGAGAGAACCAAUUUCCACUACUCCUCUGACUUCUACUCUUUGACCAUAGCAAUCAUGUACAUACAUACAUACAUACAUACAUACAUACAUACAUACAUACAUACAUAGGUGUUUCAAAAAUCCAUGUUUAAAAAGAAAAAGGGGAUGUAAGGGAGAAAUGUAGCGAUUCCAGAAAACCUCAAGAUUAACUUAGCCACAUGAUAGGAAGCUUAUAGCCUGAUGACUGUCAGGAGAUGAGCAACUGCUGUAAUAGCCCAGUUCGGGGCUGUUGCCUUCCCACACUCCCCAGGCCUUUUACAGUCAGUGUACACUCACAGCUCAGGAGGGGCUCCUGCUCAUAGGCUUUAAUGUCUCUGUGCGGUUGUUGCUCAUUGCCUUAGCCACUGGCCAGCAGCCAGUGCUGUAGGUUUGCUGUAGGUUUUCUUUUCUUUUUUUCCUUCUUUUUGUUGUUGUUGUUUUGGUUGGUUGGUUUUGUUUUUCAGUCAGGGCUUCACUGGGUAGCCCAAGCUGGCCAAAUGUUGAUAGGUAGAUCAGGUUGGCCUCAAACUCACAGAGAUCCACCUGCCUUUGCCUUCCUAGUGCAGGGAUUAAAGGCACGUGCCACCAUGCUGGGCUGUGCUUUUUAAGGGAACAAUGGCAAAUUGUCCUCCGUGUUUACAUGUGCCAUAGCAGGUCUCACGAUUCAGUUUUUUUGUUGUUGUUGUUGUUUUUGUUUUUGUUUUUUUUUUACUUUUUAGCUAGAUAGUAGGUAGAUCGCAACUUUAUGCAUUCAUGAACACACACUAGUGAGACAGAGGUAAGAGGAUGUCUGUAAGUUCAAGGCCAGCUUGGGCUAUGUAUUCAAACUUCCAAAUAAAACGAGCAAAAGCAUUAGAUUUUUGGAGAGAUGCAGAGCCAGCGGGGAUUCCGAUGCAGUGUACUCUGGAAUGGGUGCUUUCGGGAUGGAGGCGGAGUCCCACCAUCUGCCGAGGCAGGAUGGAGACCCAGCAGGCUGCUGAUGUGCUUCAGUCUGUUUGAAGGCCUGAGAACAGGGCAGAGAUGUGAAAGCUGCUGUCAGUCCCGGGUUGAUGAGCCAAAGUAGCACCAGAUACGAGACUGAUAACCCUACUCAGUGAGGAGUACCCCAUUCCUGCGCUCUCUGUGGAAUAGGUGGAGUCGGCCUAUAUCUAGUCAGGGUGAGUGUGGAUCUUUUUACCUGACCCAUUGACUCCCAUGCUGACUGGAAACACCUCACAAAAACACCCAGAAGCAAUGCUUUAUUGACUACCAGGACGCCCAGCCCAAUCAAAGGGACCUACACUGUUAGUCACCACAGAUGAUUGCAGAGAAUCAUUCCUGCUCUGUCCUGUCUCACUGUUAGUCAUGCCUUCUGAAGCACUAAAAUUUCAUGGUUCCUCUCUCCCAGUUCUGAACAUUGAACCCAGGCCUCUGAGAACGCUAAGCAAGCACUUGCACUGAGCUCCACCCACAGCCAAGCUUCCUAGGAUUGCUGAGGUUAGCCCCUCUAUGCUGAGAUAGCCCCUCUAUGUAACUCAGGCUGGCCACAAGCUCACAGUCCUCUUGUCCUAGCUUGCCAAGUGUUAGGACUACUGGGUAUACACUUAUCACAUCUACCUCGGAUGUGGUUUCUUUCUUUAAAGGGUGUUUGCAUUUGUUUGUUGGGCACCACAGCAUGCUUGCUGUGCUCAGGGACAGCUCGUGGGAGGAGUCCGUUCUCUCCUCCACUGUGGAGGUCCCAGGGAGGGAAUUUGUGGUCAGGUGCUGCAGCAGGCUCCUUUGUGCCAGUUUACGUUCAUGCUCUUCUGAGAGGCUUUCGCCUGUGCUCCCCCUUUAUUUCUCUUUUGGGGGAGAAAAAUAAUCCAGAGUGCAAAGGGAGCCCAUCCUGGCAGCGCAUGUCUUUAACUCCAGCACUCCAGGCUGAGGCAAGAAGAUGGCUCAUUUCAGGACAGCCUGUGUUAUGCAUGAAGACUCUGCUCUUCAUUCUAUCACACACACGCACACAUGCACACUCGCACACACACCAGUGCCCCCCCCAAAAGGGGAGAAAACAAGAAAAGGGUUGUCUGCAGAAACAUGAAAUUAAACAUUCAGACCUUGAGCCCUUGUGAAGUAGCCCUUACUUUUAUAAUGGAGUCAUUUUCCAACUCAGUCUUUUCAGAAGUUGUUUCCGUCUCCUCUGAGAAACUUGUUCCCUGCUACUCCGCACAAACUCUCUGCUCUUUUUAUGUGAUAGGUUUCAUAGCAUUCUGAUGGACCCUUGAACUUACCAACACGUCUAGGCAUAAUGGCACAGGCUCAUGGGAGGCCAACCUGGGCUACAUAGUUCCAGGCCAGCCUGAGCUACAUGUGAAACCCUAUCUUAGGGGACAAAAACUUCUAAGAUUCUCUCUAAACGCUGAAAUCUGAAGGAAAGCCAGUGUGCACAGGGUUGUCAGGCUUCCUGUGACUUUUAUCUAAGCUAGUUUGUUUCUGCUGAAAUGUCAUCAAAGAGGAUUUGGCUCUUGAAAACUCCAAGGGCAAGGCCUGUGGUGAGCACCUGUAGUUCCCAAACUUGGGAAGACAAGGCAGGAGGAUCGAUAGAGUUCAUGUGUCCUAGGCCAAAUCCGAAGCAUAAAGGAGGCCUCCUUUCUUUUUAAAAAAAAAAGAAAAAAAAAAAAGGAGGGGGGCUGGAGAGAUGGCUCAGUGGUUAAGAGCACAGACUGCUCUUCCAGAGGUCCUGAGUUCAAUUCCCAGCAACCACAUGGUGACUCACAACCAUCUGUAAUGGAAUCUGAUGCCCUCUUCUGGUGUGUCUGAAGACAGCUACAGUGUACUCACAUACAUGAAAUAAAUAAAUCUCUUUAAAAAAGAAAAAAAGAAAAGGAACCUCAUGAAAUAAACAGCAGGGGGAAGGGAAUCAAAAUCACAGAGCUGCUUUCCAGAGCAGUUCCUCAUUCCCACCUCUCAAAACUUACACAACACUUAUGAAGCAAGUGUUUUAAUCUGGUGCAUGGAUGCUGUGUAAUAAUCAUAGCGAGGUGACACGCUGUGUCCGUUGUCUUUCCCACUGCAUGUUUCUUUCAUGAUCUGUUUUAUUAUGUGGGUCAGAGUCCUUGAACUCCUGAUCCUCCUGACAUCACACCUAUCCUUUUUGAGGGGAGAAGGGAAGAGUAUUUGCUAUGUUGCUCAGGCUGGUCUCAAGCUCUGGAUUCAGGUGUCCUUCCUACCCCAGCCUCUGGACUAACUGGGACCACUUUUGAAUACUCCAGACCCACAGACCUGGACUUAGCCUAAGAUAUAUUUCAUUUUUCAUCCUUGAAUCUUUUUUUUAAAAAAAUAAGUUAUUUAUUUACUUUGCAGCAAAUGGAUGGGAAUUAAAUUUUGAUCAUUGAAUGAAGUUACUAUCUUCUCUUCCCAAUCUGGGGAACCAAAUUAAAGGCCAAUCCAAAAGCCAUGGCCCUUCCCCAGUGUAUCAUAUUAAUGUUAGGAGUAGCAGUAAUAAACCUUCUAGUACCCAUUAUUAAUAAACUCUUAACCACUCUAGCAUUUAUGAGAGACUAGUAUUUGAGUGCUUUGUUUAUCACAUGCCAGACCCUCAGCACUGAAGAGAAUAUAAGAUAGUCACAUUAAUGUGACCCGGCGUCAUAGUAUUUUGACAGUUUUCUCUCAGUUAGUGACUUGUUUAAUUUGGGGCUAGAAAAUCAUAAUAAGCCUUGACUGAAGUCCUAAAAUAAGAAGAGUCAGUUUCAGUAUUCUUUCCUAAGAGAAAUUCUGGCUGCUGGCUAAGAAAUGUUUUAGCCUGUAUGUUUUUGUUGCCAACUUUCUCUUUCUAAGUUUUUCCUGUGUUAAGAUCAGAUUGGAGAUUCCUUUCUGGCUGGCAGGGUGACAGAGAUGCCAUCUGCCUACGUCUGCUGAUCUUAUCAGACAAUAUCAGACAGUUUAUUAGUUUGUUGUAUGGGGGGGGUCCUCCUGAGUAGCCCAGGUUGGCCUUGUCUUCUCUGUCUUCCUGUCUGUACCUGAUGGGUCAUAAGUCCUACUGCAGUCUCUGCACUUUCUUUGAACUCUGAAAAACUCACUCAUCGGCGAUCUUAGGAGCUCCUCCUUAAUAUCCUAGGAUAUAUAUGUAAAACUCACACAAAUGCACAUCAAUGCCAUGUUGCUCAGGCUGGCUUCAAACUUCUUGUUGAUUGCAACGACGACCAACCAUCCCACGAGUCUGGAAGCCACAAGUUCAAAGUCACAGUGUGUCAGAAUCCAGUCUCUGUGAGGCUCGCCCUUCUCCAGCCUCUGGUAGAAGUGACAAUCAUCAGGCUUGUUACUGCGUCACUCCCUGUCUGGGGAUAGAACUCAGUUCUUAGAACACCUGCCUAGCACUAUGUAACCCCCCAAAUUGGGAAGUGGAGGCAGAAAUAUCAAAGUUCAAGAUCAUCUUCAGCUACAGGUCAAGACUGAAGCUGACGUGGGCUACAUAAAACCCUGCAUCCAGAUAGAUAAAUCAGCACCAGUGUCUAUUCCAUCCAUGAGUAGCCUGCUUCCUUUGUGUGUGUAUCCAAAUUCUCCUUAGGGUAUAAAGUCAACAGCCACUGGUUUAGAGCCCACCUAAUCCAGGGAGAGCCCAUUCAAAAGUGAUCACUCUCCAAAGCACACUGGCAGGCACUUGGAGUGGCUAGACCAUCCGUCUGGGGACACUCACCAGCUAACCCUGUGCACACUUACUGCCCCUGAAGACAUGCUAUCACACCAGGUGCCUUUAAGCAUUUAUUUUUAACCUCCAGUUAAAUAAUUCGUAGAAAUUCCUUUUGCAGAAAUGUUUCAAGGAAGCAGUUUAUAUUAGUUUGUGUAGUCUUUUAUUUUUGGAGCUGAAAAAAAAAAAAAGAAGUCCUGUAUAGGAAGAAGAUACUGCUCACUAACUAACCAGGAAAGCCACUUUAGAAUAGUUACGCAAAGCAGGAGUUAAAAGGGCAGUCCCCAGAGUGCAAGGUCUGUUUACAAAGGUUUAUGACUUGGGUGUGACUUGGUGGUUCAAGCUUCAGGGACUUGGAGACUCGUGAGUUGAGCCUGCUGGACUGGACCAGGCAGAGGUCUGCAUGACCGUGUAGAGCCCUGAUCACAGAUUUUAGAAGACCUGAACUCUGGGACGCAUGGAUGUGGUCAACUGCCUGUUCCUCCAGUGUGUCUGUGGGCCGCCCCUGCCCAUUGCUAGAUCUCAGGUGGUGACUGAGGAUGACUGGCGGCAGGGCUCAGCCCUGGAGGAGGAGCAGAAUGAGGCACCUCGAAUCUCCAGGAGGAAGUGGGGCUCCGGGAGGCGCACCGGGCCACGACCGCUGUCUGACUAUGGCCAGCUGGCCAGCAGAAGCUUGUCCAUUCCCGAAGAUGCCAUUGCAACAGAUCCUCCAGGUGAAGACCGCGUGGACAGGAUGCACCCAGCAAGUGUGACCACCACCAGCCAGGAUCCAUGCACCUCCUCAGGCUGUCCCAGGGGAGGCCGGAGAAGGCGACCUAUAUCUGUGAUCGGAGGGGUCAGCUUCUAUGGCAACACCCAGGCAGAGGAUGUGGAGAACCUCUUGGUCCAACCAGCAGCCAGGCCUCCUGUGCCUGCACACCAAGUUCCACCCUACAAGGCUGUGUCUGCCCGCCUCCGGCCCUUCACCUUCUCCCAGAGCACUCCCAUCGGGCUGGACCGUGUGGGGCGUCGACGGCAGAUGAAAACAUCCAAUGUCUCUUCGGAUGGAGGUGCGGAGUCCUCGGCCUUAGUGGAUGACAAUGGUAGUGAGGAAGACUUCAGCUAUGAGGAGCUCUGCCAGGCCAACCCUCGAUACCUCCAGCCGGGCGGGGAACAGCUGGCCAUCAAUGAGCUCAUCAGCGAUGGCAGCGUGGUCUGUGCAGAAGCACUGUGGGACCAUGUGACCAUGGAUGACCAGGAACUAGGCUUCAAGGCCGGAGAUGUCAUCCAGGUCCUGGAAGCCUCCAACAAGGACUGGUGGUGGGGCCGGAAUGAAGACAAAGAGGCCUGGUUCCCUGCCAGCUUUGUUAGGCUUCGAGUCAACCAGGAGGAGCUGCCCGAGCCCUGCAGCAGCUCCCAGGGGGAGGAGCAGGACGAGGACGCCAGCAAAGCCCGCCACAAGCACCCCGAGAGCCAGCAGCAGAUGCGGACCAACGUCAUCCAGGAGAUCAUGAACACCGAGCGAGUGUACAUCAAGCACCUCAAGGACAUCUGCGAGGGCUACAUCCGACAGUGUCGUAAGCACACGGGAAUGUUCACCGUUGGGCAGCUAGCCACUAUUUUCGGAAACAUUGAAGACAUUUACAAAUUCCAAAGGAAGUUUCUGAAAGACCUCGAGAAACAGUACAACAAAGAAGAACCUCACUUAAGUGAGAUAGGAUCCUGCUUUCUUCAGCACCAAGAGGGCUUUGCCAUCUACUCUGAGUACUGUAACAACCACCCAGGAGCCUGUGUGGAGUUGUCCAACCUCAUGAAGCAGAGCAAGUACCGGCACUUCUUUGAGGCCUGCCGCCUGCUCCAGCAGAUGAUCGAUAUAGCCCUGGAUGGCUUCCUCCUCACACCGGUGCAGAAGAUCUGCAAAUACCCGCUGCAGCUGGCUGAGCUGCUCAAGUACACCACCCAGGAGCACAGCGACUACAACAAUAUAAAGGCGGCCUAUGAAGCCAUGAAGAAUGUGGCCUGCUUGAUCAAUGAACGCAAGCGUAAGCUAGAGAGCAUCGACAAGAUCGCCCGCUGGCAGGUGUCCAUCGUGGGCUGGGAGGGCCUGGACAUUCUGGACCGAAGCUCCGAGCUGAUUCACUCCGGAGAGCUAACCAAGAUCACCAGGCAGGGCAAGACCCAGCAGCGAGUCUUCUUCCUGUUCGACCACCAGCUGGUGUCCUGCAAGAAGGACCUGCUGCGCAGGGACAUGCUAUACUACAAGGGCCGCAUGGACAUGGAUGAGGUGGACAUUGUGGAUGUGGAGGAUGGGCGGGACAAGGACUGGAACCUCAGCAUGCGAAACGCCUUCAAGUUGGUCAGCAAAGCCACGGAUGAGGUUCACCUGUUCUGCGCCAGAAAGCAGGAGGACAAGGCCAGGUGGCUGCAGGCCUAUGCGGACGAGAGGCGGCGGGUGCAGGAAGACCAGCAGAUGGGAAUGGAAAUCUCAGAAAAUCAGAAGAAACUCGCCAUGUUGAACGCCCAGAAGGCAGGACAUGGGAAAUCUAAAGGCUACAACAGCUGCCCUGUGGCCCCACCCCACCAGAGCCUGCCACCCCUCCACCAGCGCCACAUCACUGUGCCUACCAGCAUCCCGCAGCAGCAGGUCUUCGCCUUGGCUGAGCCCAAGAGGAAGCCAUCGCUGUUCUGGCACACCUUCCACAAACUCACCCCAUUCCGGAAGUGAGCCUACCCAGGGGGCACCUCUGAGGUACUGUGAGGAGGAAGACCAGUUUUGUCUCUUCAGCGUGAUGUCCAGGGAUGGCUUCUUGCUCAGUGCUGAACACUUCAUUUGGGGAUCGAUGAAGGGGAAAAGAAGUUGGACUCAGCUUUGACCUUGAGAGGCCCCGGCACCCUUGUGGAAGGGAGGAGGCCAUGAAGCACUGCUCUGUCCCACACUGGAAGCCAUACUCUCCGAUGGCCAUGAUAUAGGGACCAGGGCCUCUCUGCAUGGAGACUGCUGACUCAGUUAUCCCCUGUGAGUUUCCCACUGACAGUCACACUCCUGCUGCAGUUCCAGACGGUAUCAGGAGCCUUUCAGUGCCUCAGGAGCAACUACAUUAAGGACGGCUUCUGUGUUUGAUCUUAAGAAGCUCACUGACCAGUUGGUAGGAUGUUGGCAGCCAUGGGAUAACCUGGGGUCAGAUCAGGCCCAGAAGAGACCAGGAAGGAGCUAGAGCCAAUGGGGCAGGUGCCUACAGUUCUCUAAGGUGUAGCAGAUGCCAGGCUAGAGUGUAGGUCUCACCCUGCGAGGUUCCUUAUUCACAAGAGAGUCAGGAGGGAAGGCUGCUGCCACCUGACUUGUCCCUCCCACCUCUUCAAACAGAGGUGACGCCUUGCUCACCCCUCACUACCUAAGAACCUGCCACUCUCGGAAGUAAGGGUGACAUGAACCGUUUAACUUUGGUAACCUGUGCAGCAGCAGCAGCCAUUUGCAUCACCAGUGGGAUGAUGAGGACACUGGCAUCCACAGAGAAAACAAGGGGUGAAACUGUCCUGCUUCUUGGGGAAAUGGAAACACCUCUGUCACACGACCCCAAAACAGUAGUACUGGAGGCUAUGCCAGCUGGGGAAUAGUCUUGAUGGCUCCUUAGCUCUGAGAGAGCUGUCUCUUAAAGAGGACUACACAAACUGACACCCACAGAGAGGAACCUUUCUCUGUUGACACUGACUUGAUGGAAAUGCCUUUCCACUGAUCUGAGGGAGACUGGCUCUGCAUUUUAAUCUACAUAGUGGGCUGGUCAGGAGAGAUCCUGCCGUGCAGCUCAUGCGUUCCUUUUAGACAAACGUGUUCUUGUGUGCUGUUCUUGCAAGGUCCUCACCUCUCAUCAGCUCUCCAUUGAGACCAAACAAGUCUGCAGUGUUAGAGGUAAAGGUAUUGGUCAGUCAUUGCACAGUUCACCUUGUCUCCAUAUCUAUGCCUGGAAAACAAAUGACGUCACAGCAAAUAACCUUGAUCCUGGACUUCAGCCCUGCUGUGCACCCUGGCAUGGUCAUAGGCAGCACUGCUAAGGACAGUAGUCGGUGGCCCCAUAGCUGUGUCUGUGUGCUACAAAGUGGUUUAAGUGCACAGAGCAUGCGCAGUGUGUGUGUGUGUGUGUGUGUGUGUGUGUGUGUGUGUGAGAGAGAGAGAGAGAGAGAGAGAGAGAGAGACCUCAACUUCAACUGACAGGGAGAGAGAGAGACAGAGAGAGAGACAGAGAGAGAGAGAGAGAGAGAGAGCGCUCAACUUCAACUGACAGGUUUGAUUGGUUGGUUUGUGUUUGAUUGUUUUUUUGUUUAUUUGUUUAUUCUCUAAUAGAAUGUAAUUAUAUUUUAGAAACCACGCUAGUGUACUUUUCUCUGCUCCAGUGUGUACAUGCAGCAGUUCCCACAGAUGUGUUGUUAAUAUGAAAAUUGCUUUAAAGAUGUGAGUAGCCACUGGUCCUGUUCAUUUUCACUGAGGAUUCCUCUUGAGUCAGAGCCUUGCUGCAGGCUCCGUUUGCUGUUACGGCUGACGACAGUGAAGAAGUAAUAGCUUAUGUUUGUGACCCAUCCUAAUAUAUUUCCCAGCUGCCCUAACUUCCAGUUCCCACCUACCUCCACAGACCUCCUAACAAUCCCGGACAUCAGGAAGUGUUUAUAUCGAGUCACAUUCAAGACCUGGGCUGGCCCCAGGCGAUUUUAUACAGCACAAGAAGUGCUUGAUCAAAUGUCUGUCCCAGGUGACUCUUACUUGGGAUUUCUGGGUGAUUUUGAAAACUAAUGUGUUUUUUAAAGAUAUAAUAAUAGUCUUUGACUUUGUAAAAAAAAUCUAUCUGUAUAGCAUUUUAUUACCAAAUACAGAAAGUGGAGGACCUUCAGCAGUUUUUCAUUUCAGUUCACCAAACUCCCUUCUUGCUUUAAGGCAUGUGCUCUACUUUGGAAGGAAACAGAAACAACACAGAGCCUCCUGCCUGAAUGGUGUCUGCCGCUCACGAACAACCUUCCCUCCCUCUCUCUCAAUGGGCCAAAAAUUAUUGGUGAUCUAAAUUUUGGAUGAAUUUCGUUUGUCCUAUUUUUAACAUUCCACCAUUUGCUGGCUCUGUUAACGUGAUGGAGAGUGUACCUGGUUUAGAUUGUACCUAUAACAUGUAGGCGCCAUGUGGUAGGUGAAAACUGAUCACAACACUUGACAGCCUAGAGAAAGAAAGAAAGUUCCAGGCUCUGUCCCCAAAAGGAAAGGAGAAUGGCAUGCAGCUAAUCGGACGCUUAAGAGCCCUCGCUGCCGCCCCCACCUGUUCUGAUCUUCCUUGCUGCAUGGUAGAUCGGCCUGUGCAGGUGAGAACCGGCCACCAUCUGGCAUGCCAUUUCUACCCACCGUGCCUUUUACCAUCCAAUCUAUUGAAGACGGAUUCCGAAUCCUACAUUGCUGUUGUUACAUGCAAAGCAAAAAGAACGUAUUUAAUUUGAAACCUGGUUCAAAGCUCAAGUAUGGUGUUUUGUUUUGUUUUUUAAGCGCCAGUGCUCCAGCAUCGCAUGCAUGUGGAGAUCUGUAACUGGAUUGCUGGUGUUUCUUAGGACAAGUCAGUCCUGCUUCCCAGCCAGAGUUUCCUGGAGCCAGGGCAUGGCUUCUGCAUGAUGGCUUCAUCACUAAUAGGAAAAGCAGAAGUGUCCUCAGGCCAGUGCCAAGAAGUAUAAGUCAAUGUCUUUCAGCAGCUGACAGACAGGAUGUUGGGCACAGUGUGCCCACACAUUGUUUCUUCUCAGGAUCCAGGGAAAGGGGCGUUUGAAAGAUUUAGGACAAAGUAGGUAGAAACUUGUAGCCAGUCUUAGAGAGGGGAGAGAGAAACACCAGCUUGUAUAAUGUAUGUAAGUUUGCUUAGCCACCUCGUGCACCCCAUUAUUGCCUUUACUGUUCUCCUAGGCAUUGCCAAUAUAGAAAGUACUUUGAGCCGCUUCUGUUAUAUUUGGGAUACUUACUGGUACCCACUGUGCGUGACUUGCCGAUCUAGGCUGUGCUUUUGGUGAUAACUAACCCAUGCCGCGGUGCCAUCGUCCGUGUAAGUCAAAGGCUGCUGUAGAGCCUGUGAGCUGGCUUUGACACUGAAACAGGACCUGUGUGCUAGAUGUGCAUUUUUGCUGAAUGAAGGGUUUGUUCGUAUUAUUUUUAAUACUAUUGUUUGAUUUCUUGUAAAUGCUGUGAAUCUCUAUUUGUCAUUUUGUAUCUGUAUAUUAAAAUUAAUUUGCCAA
This is a messenger RNA of Rattus norvegicus (Norway rat), 16610 nucleotides long. Lineage: Eukaryota; Metazoa; Chordata; Mammalia; Rodentia; Muridae. The record is from RefSeq and is a predicted model, not a curated record.